Maylandia zebra (zebra mbuna) is the source of this 1775-nucleotide messenger RNA. RefSeq lists its product as uncharacterized. Gene Ontology annotation, biological process: intraciliary transport. Gene Ontology annotation, cellular component: axoneme. The record is from RefSeq and is a predicted model, not a curated record. NCBI's taxonomy places the organism in Eukaryota, Metazoa, Chordata, Actinopteri, Cichliformes, Cichlidae.
GUAUAUAAACAAACUAUAGUUUACCCUGCUAAACAUUACAGCCUGAAACAGAGAGAGUUUGAGAAGAUAGCCACGCAUAGAAGCAACUUAGGUAAAGAGGAUUCGUGAGUGGGAGGUAGCAGGGCCUGAUGAUGCAGAAGGCUGUUGCCCACGAGAAGCAGGAUGAAGGUAUGACCAGCAGCUCUGACACCUCUAUAUGGUCCAGUCCCUCCGGAUCAUACAGUAGCUCUGAUGAUCCACAAUACACCUCUGUGUGUGAAGACAAAGCAGAUGCCAUCCCAUCAUUUCAGUGGCAAGGAUCAAAGCGGUCUAGAAGACUUGUAUUUGGUAAUAAAGCUCAUGGGGGCAGCAUGCAAAAGACAAACCCUACUACAAACUGCUAUAUGGUUAGCUUGCCUCCAAUCAGGUCCCUGGAGACUCCAAAGCCAAGCCUGAAGCGCAUCAGGGAGCUUGAGAACAAGGUGUGGAGUCUGCAGCAGCAGCUGUGUGAGUCCAGGGCGGAGAACAAACUCCUGAAGAACGUGCAACAUCGCCACAUGGUGGCACUGCAGCACUUCCAAGACUCAGAGAACAGUAUUGCACAGAUUGAAACCAAGCACAAAAACGAGGCCAGAGCUCUUCAGCAUUUGCUCCGUGAGACCCGCACCUGCCGUGACAACCUAGCAAGGCAGCUGAGGAGCACAGAAGACAAAAUGUUGCACACAAGGGAAGCUCUCCAGCACCUGCAGCUGCUCAGCCAGGAUCACAACCUGCUGGAGCGGGAGGAGCUCACCCUGAGGCUGGCCAAAGCCUCUGCUGAGCUGGAGGAGAAGGACAAGAAGAUACUGGACAUGGAGAAGAAUUUUGAGUUGUGCCAAGCUUCAUUCAAGCGGCAAAUAGUCACAGAGCAAAGAAAGAUGAAAGAGGCGAGAAAAAUAUCCAUCCACCUGCAACAGCAAGUAUAUCAGCUCACCAGAGAACUAGCGUACAGAGAGCGGGAAAUGGGAAAACGUAACAUUUACUCCCACCGAUUCCAGAACGGGUCGAGCAAUAGAGGCAGGGAAAACAAGAUGGUUCAAACAGAUGGAUUAGGCCUGCUCCCCAUUGGCCCUGCAAGUCUUUUGGAGAAUGAAUAUUCAGAGCAUGUUCAGAGACUGGAGCAGCAGGAGAGCUCUGUGAACUGGGGUCGUUACGGUCCAGCGCAGAAGUUUUCAGUUAUAAAACGUCUAGAGAGAAAGGGUCCUGCUCAUUUGUCUUUAAAAGAGAAUCACCAAGACAAUGCAAAGAUAUCUGCAAAUUGCAGUGACAUCAGGAGUUCAGACAACAGUCCAGAGCCUCUAAAUGAAGAAGAUUGUAUCAAAGAAAAGGAGGAACCAGAACCCACACGGGCGCUCAAUGGACCUGAAUCCAUAGUAAAACAUCAGUUUUCAGACAUCUGUUCAGAUGAGAGCCCAGAAAAUGAAAAUAACGGAGAAGCCCCUCAGGUGCAGGAAGAGACGCGACAAAAACAGCACGAAAGCACAAUGGCCUUUACUUUAGAGAGGUGUCUGAAUCGAGCAGCACCGAAGAGAAAAGAAAGCAGAUUCCCCAGAAUCAGAAGCAGCUACACCUUCAAACAGACCACAGAGAACCUGCACUGUGGAAGACCAGCAUACAGCACUGAGGACUUGAGCCCACAGGAAAGCUCUGAGGUGGAGAUCCUCAGUAGAAUUCCUGAGCUUCAUCUACCAGAUGAGAAAACUGAUGGAGGUGGAGCACACAGCUCUUAGACUGAAUAAAGUGCAAUUGAAAGGAAA